CGAAAGUCUGCCUGAUAGUGACUGACACGAAUAUGGCGGAGUGCUCCCAAGAGAAACGGAGAAAGGUCCGCAAGGGCACAAGGAGCUGCUGGGAAUGCAAGCGGCGCAAGGUUCGCUGUAUCUUCAGCUCCUCCUCCAAUACCACCUGCGAUAGCUGCAGGCGACGGGGAUCUACAUGCACCAGUCAGGAGCUCCCAGACAGCCCUAUACCUACAAGCAAAGACUUGGUCGAUGCCCGACUCGACCGAGUAGAGAGGAUACUCGAACAGCUGGUUAACCCGGGCAGCCGAGCGCUAUCUUCUGAAAAUUAUACCGAAACCCCUCCCAGGUUGGGUACAUUGGACAGUUAUGUGGACUCUAGUCGAGAAGAACAAGAAUCGUCCCCAGAGAACAACAUCCCUGGAGGCCCGUAUGAGAGUAUAAACCGCGACCUUCUCGCGGCCUGGCCCAGCAAGAGGGAGCUCAACCAUAUCUACAAUCUCCCUGUUGGCAUAACAGUAUAUAUGAACUAUGAAAUCUGGGUCCCUAAUUCCACCUUCAUAGACGACAGCCUACCAUCACCCGAAGAUAUGCUCCAAUUACCAGCACCAAACUCCCAUCCCGUCCUAAUCGCACGCAAACUCCUCACCCUGGCCAUCUUUCUCCAAGGCAUCUCUCCACCGUCCAUCAAAAGCUUAUCUGACCUAUCUAUCUCCCACCACGACAUCAUGACCCGCGCCGUCACCCGUGCCACCAGACUAGUAACCACAAACGACGAGCUCACUCCCUGCAUCGAAGGCCUGCAAUGCAUCAUGCUAGAAGCCCAAUACCAGAACUACGCUGGUAAUCUCCAUCAAGCCUGGCUAGCCACCCGCCGAGCCACAGCCAUCGCACAGAUGCUAUGUCUCCAUCGUGGACUCCCCGCGUCAUCUCUAAAGACUCUCGACCCAGCUACGCGCGGUAACCUAAACCCAGAUUACUUGUGUUUCCGCCUUAUCGAGAUGGACCACUACCUCUCCCUGAUGCUCGGCCUACCACCUACCAAUCUCGAAGCACGGUGCCUCUGUCCUAAAGCCCUAGAAACAUGCACACCCCAAGACCGCAUGCACCGCAUGCACUGCAUUAUAGCAGGCCGUAUCCUCCACCGUACUGAAGCAGAUAUCAACAACAUCUCCCUUACGAACGACAUCGACCAGAUGCUCCAAAACGCAGCCGCGCACAUGCCUCCCCAGUGGUGGCUCAUCCCAGACCUAAGGCCCAACCAAACCCAAAUCGCCAUCAUCCAGAAUACCCUCCGUCAAAACGCCCAUUUCACGCACUACCAACUCCUCCUCCGUCUGCAUCUUCCAUACAUGCUCCGCUCAUCUCAAGGCUCUGCAGUGUACGACCGAAGCAAACUCACCAUCAUAACCGUAAGCCGGGAGAUACUGGCCCUGUAUAUCGCUUUCCGUGCCUCGAAUCCAGCGCAUUAUUACUGUCGUGGUGUGGAUUUCAUUGCCUUUGUGGCGAUGACUGUGCUUUGUAUUUCGCAUAUCGACUCAUUCAGUAAUAUGCAGCCUGGGAAGGGAACGAUAGUCAGUUUCCUCGGACAUAGUCGACCAAGUGAUCGCAGGAUUAUGGAACGGACACUUUCUAUUAUUGAAGAUAUGGUAACGUCGGGUUCUGGAACGGAUGAAAUUGCGGGGAAAUUGGCGGGUAUAAUGAGGCAUUUAUUGGGGGUGGAGGAGAGUGCUGCUGGGGGCGUUGGGUAUGUGGCUAGGGAGAAUAUGGGUGAGGAUGGGAAGGGAGGAGGG
This is a messenger RNA of Aspergillus neoniger CBS 115656, 1772 nucleotides long. RefSeq lists its product as uncharacterized. Gene Ontology annotation, biological process: regulation of DNA-templated transcription. Lineage: Eukaryota; Fungi; Ascomycota; Eurotiomycetes; Eurotiales; Aspergillaceae. Gene Ontology annotation, molecular function: zinc ion binding; DNA-binding transcription factor activity, RNA polymerase II-specific. The annotation marks the transcript as partial. The record is from RefSeq and is a predicted model, not a curated record. The transcript has 2 exons.